This is a messenger RNA of Paralichthys olivaceus (Japanese flounder), 2263 nucleotides long. RefSeq names its product DnaJ heat shock protein family (Hsp40) member A2a (gene dnaja2a). NCBI's taxonomy places the organism in Eukaryota, Metazoa, Chordata, Actinopteri, Pleuronectiformes, Paralichthyidae. The record is from RefSeq and is a predicted model, not a curated record. Gene Ontology annotation, biological process: protein refolding; response to heat. Gene Ontology annotation, molecular function: ATP binding; Hsp70 protein binding. Gene Ontology annotation, cellular component: cytoplasm; cytosol.
UGUGUGUACAACAUGCCUGCAGCCUGGAGGCAGCAGCGGACACACUGAGCGUCUGACUUCCCGGAAACCAACACACGAGGCGAGCAACAACAUUUUCCACCGGCUCCGUCUCUUUGUCCAUCACCUCCCCGCUGAAGCAACAUCCACAGCGAAACCAUGGCGAGUGUAGUCGAUACUAAACUCUACGACAUUCUGGGAGUGUCCCCGUCCUCGUCUGAGAACGAACUGAAGAAGGCAUACAGGAAACUGGCCAAAGAAUACCACCCCGACAAGAACCCAAAUGCUGGAGACAAGUUUAAAGAAAUCAGUUUCGCCUAUGAGGUGUUGACCAACCCUGAAAAGAAGGAACUUUAUGACCGCUAUGGAGAGCAAGGCUUGCGGGAAGGAGGCGGGGGUGGCCCAGGGAUGGACGACAUCUUCUCCCACAUCUUUGGUGGUGGACUCUUUGGCUUCAUGGGUCAGGGGAAUCGCUCUAGGAAUGGAGGCCGGAGAAGAGGAGAGGACAUGGUCCAUCCACUCAAGGUGACACUGGAGGACGUUUACAAUGGGAAAACAACUAAACUACAGCUUAGCAAGAAUGUUCUGUGUAGCACCUGUAAUGGGCAGGGAGGAAAGACAGGUGCUGUACAAAAAUGUACAACAUGUAGGGGGCGUGGCAUGCGCAUCAUGAUUAGACAGCUGGCCCCAGGGAUGGUCCAACAGAUGCAGUCUGUUUGCACUGACUGUAAUGGCGAAGGUGAAGUUAUCAGUGAGAAGGACCGCUGUAAAAAAUGCGAGGGCAAGAAAGUUGUGAAGGAGGUGAAGAUUCUAGAGGUACACGUGGACAAAGGCAUGAAGCACAGCCAGAAGAUAACAUUCGGAGGGGAAGCUGACCAGGCUCCUGGCGUCGAGCCCGGGGACAUUGUCCUUGUCCUGCAGGAAAAAGAGCAUGAGACAUUCAGGCGAGAUGGCAAUGACCUGUUCAUGAACCAUAAGAUCGGCCUGGUGGAGGCGCUGUGCGGUUUCCAGUUUAUGUUGAAGCACUUAGACGGCAGACAGAUCGUUGUAAAGUAUCCUGCUGGCAAAGUCAUUGAACCUGCCUCCGUCAGGGUGGUGCGAGGAGAGGGUAUGCCACAGUACCGAAACCCCUUUGAGAAGGGAGACCUGUAUGUCAAGUUUGAUGUCCAGUUCCCUGACAACAACUGGAUCAGCCCUGAAAAACUUGUGGAGUUGGAAGAUAUGUUGCCCUCACGGUCCGAGCCCCCCAUCAUCACCGGAGACGCUGAGGAGGUCGACCUGCAGGAUUACGACGUCAGCCAGAGCUCGUCAUCAGGCAACCGCAGAGAGGCCUACAAUGACAGCUCGGACGAAGAGGGCGGACACCACGGGCCGGGGGUACAGUGUGCCCACCAGUAAUCUCACACCCUCCCCCCUCUCUCAUAUACACACAGACACACACACACAGACACACACACACACACACACACACACACACACACACACGUAUGACCCACAUUGUACUAUGGGAGAAAAUGAAAGAGUUGCAAAGUAAACAAGGAGGUAGGUCAGACUGAGAAGGCUCGACUGAUCCUCAGGCACAGAUCAGACAUUACAUUGAAACCCGGCACCUGGAAUUAUUGAUUGUUAUUGUUGUUGACUGUGUGUUUGGAUUUAUUUGAUCUGUGUGUGAGGAACUCACUGGGGCAACCACAGACUCAUUAUACUGCACCUGAAAACGAGACGUAGAGACUUUCAACUUGAAAUUCAGAUAAUAAACUUAAGAUGUAUCAAAACAAGUGGUUGCCCCAGUGAAAACCGUGCCCUGUGUGUGAAAGUGAUCUGGUGUUAGAGGUAACCCCCAACCCCUCCACCUUUCGAUUCCUUUUUCUCCCCCAUUGAAUCCAUUCCUCUGUGCACAUGCAGACUCCAGAUCAGUCAAAGAAAGGAAUGUUUCUUGUUUGCUGAGUGUGUGACUUGCAUUUUGUUUUCAUAGUAUUUACAAUAAUUAAUUUAAGAACUAACUAAUGUGCAUACACACACAAAGCAGCUGAGCAAAUGUGACUUGCAGAUCCUCGGACUCUUGUAUUCAUGGACUUCACUCGGCGCCAUUCGUAGGAUUUGUUUCUGAUUUUUACAGCUUUAUAUUCUUUAUAGGUUUUUAGUUUUUUUUUCUUCCAUUAUAUUUUAAUUCAAACAAAGGAUUGGUUGUUGUGUAUACCCUUGAACUGGUUGUUGGUAAGCUUCUUCAGCUGCUGUGCUCAAAGUUGUGUGAUUUUUAAAAAAA